Messenger RNA from Dracunculus medinensis (Guinea worm), 264 nucleotides. The record is from the annotation of a GenBank genome assembly. NCBI's taxonomy places the organism in Eukaryota, Metazoa, Nematoda, Chromadorea, Rhabditida, Dracunculidae.
AUGAAUGUGCGAAAAAGAAUUGCUCAACAGGCUUACGAUUGUGAAAUCGGUGAAUCAAAUGCAUAUAUCUGCAAUAAUUUAUCGAAAUUGACAUUUAUACUGGAAAGCAAUCCAUUACAGUCGCUAUCGGAAGAAACAAAAACACUGUUACGGUUGAAUAAUCGAAGAAAACUUAAUGACGAAGAUAUUGAAAUUGUUAUCAAUUAUUUUUUAAAAAAUUAUGUCGAACAGUUGAUGUAUUUAAUGAAUUUGUUUUGCAAAUAA